AUGGAAAGCUAUCAACCUCUUCUGGAUCCCCUGGGUACUAUUGGGGAUGCUUUGGAUACUGUGUGGGCAUCUGUCACCAUCUCCCGGAUGCUUUGGGUACCGCAUGGGCUCUAUCUCCCUUUUCUGGACAUGUUGGGCCCUGCACAGAGGUUUAGCUCCCUCUUUUCUAAUGUCAAGCUAUCAGACUCUUUUGAAAGUUCUGCCACAGAGAUUGACGUGAUCACUGAUGAUGGAUUGCUGAAACUCUUUUUCCGCCACCUUGAGUGUACUGUGGGAUGCCAGGAGAUCAUCCUGACGUUCUAUGGAGAGGUGGAUGAAGAAUGUGAGAAGUUUGAAAUCAAAGCACGAAAACUGUACUCCAGAAAUUUUACUUUUACUUAUGCAGGUACACAUCGGUUCAGGAUUCUGUAUAUAUCAAGUACAAUCAUGAUCAUUUUUAAUUACUAUUCUGACACUGAUAUGAAGUUAAAUACUGUGUUAUUUUUGGUUGGAAAAAAAGAUCGUUUGAGCGAAGAAGAGCAGCAGAAAUUUGCAGAGCUAUGUGACGAGACACGCUUUCCAAAAGAAAACAUCAGAUACGUGUUUGAGAAAGACAUUUGUCCUAAGUAAAGACGUGCAUACCUUGGGCCUCUGGUUUCUGCCACAGUAUCGGUGCUGGGCCCUCAG
Arvicola amphibius (Eurasian water vole) is the source of this 666-nucleotide messenger RNA. Its product is annotated as lipocalin Cav p 3.0101-like. The transcript has 7 exons. The coding region runs from base 1 to 609 and encodes 202 amino acids. The record is from RefSeq and is a predicted model, not a curated record. NCBI's taxonomy places the organism in Eukaryota, Metazoa, Chordata, Mammalia, Rodentia, Cricetidae.